This is a messenger RNA of Chondrus crispus (carragheen), 234 nucleotides long. RefSeq lists its product as hypothetical. The transcript has a single exon. NCBI's taxonomy places the organism in Eukaryota, Rhodophyta, Florideophyceae, Gigartinales, Gigartinaceae. The record is from RefSeq and is a predicted model, not a curated record. Bases 1 to 234 code for a protein of 77 amino acids.
AUGGGGGAGCGGGAAGGGGGAGCGGGAAGGGCUUACCUUGAUGUUGAUCUGGUCGCCCACUUCCGGCUUCGCGUCCACGGCCGGCUUGGUGUCUUCGGGCGCUUUGUCGGACAUGGUUGCGGCGGGGGGGCGGGGGGGAGGGGGGGGGGAGGGGCGGGGCGGGAGGUGGCGGACGGGGUGGAGGCGGGGGCGAUGUGGCGGUGGGCGAAAGCGCGGGGAAAGCGCAGGGGAUGA